AUGCUCUCAGGAGAGAGAGAAGCUCAGGUUGGAUCUGGGCGUACCAGUGGAGGAAGUGUGGUUCAUAAUGAUCAUUACUGCUGGACGCGUCCAGAGGACAUUGACUAUGACAGGACUGUGAAUAGAUGUGACGGUGGGUGCUCGGAUCUUGCUGCCGAGAUGUCAGCGGCUUUAGCCUCUGCAUCCAUUGUAUUCAAGGACAACAGAGACUACUCUAAGAAGCUUGUUCAUGGGGCUAAGACGCUCUUUACGUAUGCAAAUGCUAUGGGGCGGUGCUUGGUUAUCAAGUUACCAAUCGUGAUAUGGCAACGCAUGCCGGUGCCUUCUGGAGUAGCCCUUACUAUGGUGUCCCUAGCUGGGACAACAAACUACCCGGAGCUCAGGUUAGUUCUGUAG
Molecule: messenger RNA, 396 nt
Organism: Eruca vesicaria subsp. sativa (arugula)
Lineage: Eukaryota; Viridiplantae; Streptophyta; Magnoliopsida; Brassicales; Brassicaceae
Source: the annotation of a GenBank genome assembly